Messenger RNA from Morchella importuna, 267 nucleotides. RefSeq lists its product as uncharacterized. Lineage: Eukaryota; Fungi; Ascomycota; Pezizomycetes; Pezizales; Morchellaceae. The transcript is spliced from 5 exons. The record is from RefSeq and is a predicted model, not a curated record. Bases 1 to 267 code for a protein of 88 amino acids.
AUGUGCUCGAUUCCACCCACCCCCAUCGAUAGCAAAACAGCUCCUGGGUGUGACCUGAAACAUAGAAUCAACGCUACUGAACAUUACAUUGCGGAGCCAAACGAGGAGACCACCAGUGCAGAGGUUUUCGCCUUCCAUCACCGCCUGUCGCCCGUGGGUAAAGAACUAGGACCACAAACAGAGCCUGCAAUCAGCGGUCAUCCUACACAUUCACCAAUCUUCGACAAACACAAAUUAAAACACAACCCCAAAGGAGGACGGGAAUAA